Molecule: messenger RNA, 978 nt
Organism: Pygoscelis adeliae (Adelie penguin)
Lineage: Eukaryota; Metazoa; Chordata; Aves; Sphenisciformes; Spheniscidae
Source: RefSeq, a predicted model, not a curated record
AUGGAGGAGCCAGCAAAGGGAAGGGGUCUUCUGGAGCUGAUUAACUCUUAUCUACAAGGAAGAACUGGUUGGGGAGUUGAAGGUCAGGGCAGCCUUAGCAGUAAUGACAAUGAUAUGGUGGAGUUCAGGAUUCUGAAGUGUGGGGACAAUGAAAAUAGCAGGAUCCCAGCCCUGAACUUGAGCAGAGGGUAUGUUACCGUUCAAAGGGACCUCAACAGGCUGGCAAAAUGGGUUGAUGGGCACCUCCUGAAGUUCAACAAAAGCAAAUGUAAAGCCCUGCACCAGGGGAGGAAUAAUGCCAUGACUCAGUACAGACUGGGAACUGACUGGCUGGAAAGCAGUUUUGCAGAAAAGGACCUGGGUGUGCUAGUGGACAACAAGUUGAACAAAAGCCACCUUGCAGCAAAGAAGGCCAACAGCCUCCUGGAAGGCAUUAGGAAGAACAUUGCCAGCCAGUCAAGGGAGAUCCUGGCCUGUAUCAGAAAGUGUGGCCAGCAGGAGCAGGGAAGUGAUAGUGCCCCUGUACUCAGCACUGGUGCGGCCGCACCUCGAAUACUGUGUUCAGUUUUGGGCCCUCACUACAAGAAGGAUGUUGAGAUGUUGGAACGUGUCCAGAGAAGGGCAACGAGGCUGGUGAGGGGUCUGGAGAACAAGCCUUAUGAGGAGCGGCUGAGGGAGCUGGGGUUGUUUAGCCUGGAGAAAAGGAGGCUGAGGGGAGACCUCAUUGCUCUCUACAACUACCUGAAAGGAGGUUGUAGCGAGGUGGGUGUCGGUCUCUUCUCCCAAGUAACUGGCGAAAGGACGAGAGGAAAUGGCCUCAAGUUGCGCCAGGGGAGGUUUAGAUUGGAUGUAAGGAAAAAUUUCUUUACUGAAAGAGUAGUUAAACAUUGGAACAGGCUGCCCAGGGAAGUGGUUGAGUCACCAUCCCUGGAAGUAUUUAAAGGACGGGUAGAUGAGGUGCUUAGGGACAUGGUUUAG